Molecule: messenger RNA, 2301 nt
Organism: Heterocephalus glaber (naked mole-rat)
Lineage: Eukaryota; Metazoa; Chordata; Mammalia; Rodentia; Bathyergidae
Source: RefSeq, a predicted model, not a curated record
AUGAAGGUGCCAUUGUCACUGGUGGAUGUGACAGUAGCCUUCAGUAGGGAGGAAUGGCAGCACUUGGACCUUGCUCAGAGACACCUGUACUGGUACGUGCCACUGGAGAACUACUGCCACCUGCUAUCUGUGGUCCUGUACCAUGUCCUGUUACUUGGGUACCAAGUUCCCAAAGCAGAAGCCAUCUUCAAGUCGAAGCAGGGAGAGGGCCCAUGGCUGUUGGAAGGGAAGCCCCACACGAGAGCUAUUUAUGUGGGUGAAGAUAUCAGGAAAAGUCAACAACAGGGAAUUUCUGGAGAAGUUUCAUUCCACUGUGAGAGAUUCGAUAGACUCACAGGAGAAAAUUUGUUGUGUUCCAUCUUAGAACUGUGGCAAGAGAAAGACCAGCUACAGAGAUAUCAGGAAAACCAGAUUAACCCUUUAAAUCAUUUCAUAGUAUUUAUUAAGGAGAGGGGCUAUGAAUGUCAAAACAUCGAAAAAAUAAUUCAUUUGACUACCAAGCUUGUUCCUUCAAUUAAAAGACUCCAUAACUGUGACACAUUUGUAAAGAGUUUGAAGCAUACUUUAAACUCACAUAGUCAUAAUAGAAGCACUACAACAAAGAACCAUGAUAAGUUUUUGGGAGAUGGUAGCAGUUGUUCUUCCUCUAGAAAGAAUGAGCAUACCAACACAGGAGCAAGUUCCUGUGAAUGCAAUCAUUGUGAAAAAUGCCUCAAUCACAAACAAGCUUACAUCCACGGGCAGCAAAGUUAUCCUGGGGAGAAACUUCAUAUAUGUACUGGAUUUGGAAAGGACUUCACCCAGAAGUCACAUCUUUUUGAACAUGAAAAAAUUCAUGCUGGAGAAAAAUCCUGUGAAUACAGCAAAAGUGAGCAAGUGUGCAAUCUGAAGGCACAGAUUGAACCUCACCAGGGUGUUCACAGAGGUGAGAAGCCCUACAUACGUCCUCAGUGUGGGAAGUCCUUUACCCUCAAGUCUAAUCUCAUUACUCAUCAAAAAAUCCACACUGGGCAGAAACCCUACAAAUGCAGCCUGUGUGGUAAAGCCUUUUUCCAAAAAUCCGAUCUCUUCAGACAUCUGAGGAUUCAUACAGGAGAAAAACCUUAUCAAUGCAGUGAAUGUGGAAAAGGCUUCUCCCAGAAUUCAGACCUCAUUAUACAUCAGAAAACUCACACUGGAGAGAAGCACUAUGCAUGUGGGGAAUGUGAGAAAACGUUCACAAGAAAGUCAGCACUCCGGAUGCAUCAGCGGAUCCACACGGGAGAGAAACCUUAUGUGUGCACUGAAUGUGGGAAGGCCUUCAUCCAGAAAUCACACUUCAACAUGCAUCAGCGAAUUCACACUGGUGAAAAACCUUAUGAAUGCAGUGACUGUGGGAAGUUAUUCACCAAAAAGUCACAACUCUAUGUGCAUCAGAGAAUUCACACAGGAGAGAAGCCUUUUAUAUGUACAGAGUGUGGAAAGGACUUCACUCAUUGGACAAGUCUUACUACACAUCAGAAAACUCACAUUGGAGAAAAACCUUAUAUGUGUGCAGAAUGUGGGAAGGCUUUUACUGAUCAGUCUAAUCUCAUCAAACACCAGAAAACUCAUACUGGAGAGAAACCCUAUAAAUGCAAUGGCUGUGGAAAAGCAUUCAUAUGGAAGUCACAUCUCAAAAUCCAUCAAAAAUCUCAUAUCGGAGAGAGACAAUAUGAAUGCAAGGAAUGUGGGAAAGCAUUCAUCCAGAAAUCAACACUAAGUGUGCAUCAGAGGAUCCACACUGGAGAGAAACCCUAUGUCUGUCCUGAGUGUAGGAAGGCCUUCAUCCAGAAAUCGCACUUCAUUGCACAUCACAGGAUUCAUACUGGGGAGAAGCCAUAUGAAUGCAGUGACUGUGGAAAAUGCUUCACUAAAAAGUCACAGCUCCAGGUGCAUCAGAAAAUUCACACAGGUGAGAAACCCAAUGUGUGUGCUGAAUGCAGAAAGGCUUUCACUGACCGAUCCAAUCUUAUAACACACCAGAAAAUCCAUACUAGGGAGAAACCCUAUACAUGCAGUGACUGUGGUAAAACCUUCAUCUGGAAGUCAUGCCUCAAUAUACAUCAGAAGUCCCACACUGGGGAGAGACACUAUGAAUGCAGGAAAUGUGGGAAAGCAUUCAUCCAGAAUAUGACAAUCAGUACGCAUCAGAUAAUUCAUACAGAAAGGAAGCCGUACACUUGUGCAGAAUGUCAGAAGGCCUUCACUCACAGGUCAAAUCUCAUUAAACAUCAGAAAAUACACAGUGGAGAAAAAUUUUGUAAUAAAGCUGGUGACUGA